UCGAACGGAACGGGCUUCGGAAGGUUUUUGUUUUUCACGGUUUCAAGAUGAUCUUACUCGUUAUUUGCCAUGCUUUUGUGUUCUUGGGCAUUUCCAGCGGUUACGAGCUACCUAAGCCAAUAGAUAAAUUCACCGGAUACAAAUAUCCUAAACCAUCGGUUACGUUUGAAGAUGGUUACGCCUACAAUACUCCAAGCUGUCCGUUAGCACCGCCCAAAACGCAGUAUAUUACAGUUUCGGUGACGGAAACUAGUAUCGCACAAAACUAUUUGCCUCCUGUUACCAGUGUUCAACUUCAGACGACCACCGAGUUCGUAACGCUACCUCGUUUGACGGAGUAUUCAACCCAAACGCAAUUUCACACACUGACCACAACCUUCACCGAUUUUUUAACCGCAACCACCACGGAAUACAGAAUUCAACCAACGACGGUGACAUCCUACGUGACAUCAACAUACUGUGCUCCGAAUACUUAUCUGCCACCGCCGCAACCGAUGAACACUUAUCUACCGAAUCGUCGUGCGGAUAUCGAGCUAACUACUCCGAAUCAACUGUACGAUAGUCCCGGUUAUGUUCAAACUUCGCCCAUCAAACGUAUGACUGAGGAUACGAACGAUGCAAACAGCGUGUACGAUUCACUGAAUCCAGUACAGGACCCGACAUUCGCGAGUAAUACCGACUUGCAACGGGUCCCAGCAACGACAGGUCAGCCUACACCGAGCAUCAACAUUAUUUACUUGGACAGUCGACACAACCCGAACGAACCCCCAUCCAGCAGCGGACCAUCGACGAAUCUCAUGAGUUGGAUCUUGUGUCGAUUUCAUCUUGUAAACAGUACAUGUGCCAACCAAAUCAUUCCUUAGCUAAGCUUAUCCUUGAUCCAAUAAAUCACUACAUUCUAUGA
Malaya genurostris is the source of this 904-nucleotide messenger RNA. RefSeq lists its product as uncharacterized. Lineage: Eukaryota; Metazoa; Arthropoda; Insecta; Diptera; Culicidae. The transcript has 2 exons. The record is from RefSeq and is a predicted model, not a curated record. Bases 48 to 863 code for a protein of 271 amino acids.